Messenger RNA from Leptonychotes weddellii (Weddell seal), 3354 nucleotides. Lineage: Eukaryota; Metazoa; Chordata; Mammalia; Carnivora; Phocidae. The record is from RefSeq and is a predicted model, not a curated record.
CCGCCCCCAGCGCACGCGCAUGCGCCAGGGGGCCCCGCCACCCCGCUCUAUCCUACUCCGGCUCCCGCCGGCGUUCAGGACACUGGGUUCCCUACAAGCCGCCCCAGGCUUAAUGAUUGUCCAGAAGGUGGCUAUAAAGGGAGCCUGGGAGGCUGGGUGGAGGAGGGAGCAGAAAAAGCCUAACUCAGCAGAUUUGGGCACUGAGAGAGCCACCGGCAGGAGCUGUGGCCAGAGGCUCCGUGUCCCCACCAGUGGGGCCUGCUCCCUUCCACCAUGGCGGCCCAAGGCUACGGCUUUUACCGCGCUGUGAUCUUCUCAGCCAUGUUUGGAGGCUACAGCCUGUACUACUUCAAUCGCAAGACCUUCUCCUUUGUCAUGCCGUCGUUGGUGGAGGAGAUCCCUCUGGACAAGGAUGACUUGGGGCUCAUCACCAGCAGCCAGUCGGCAGCCUACGCCAUCAGCAAGUUUGUGAGCGGGGUGCUGUCCGACCAGAUGAGUGCUCGCUGGCUCUUCUCUUUGGGGCUGUUCCUGGUUGGCGUGGUCAAUGUAGCGUUUUCCUGGAGCUCCGUGGUCCCCGUCUUUGCUGCUCUGUGGUUCCUCAAUGGCCUGGCACAGGGGCUGGGCUGGCCUCCGUGUGGGAAGAUCCUGCGGAAGUGGUUUGAGCCAGCUCAGUUUGGCACUUGGUGGGCCAUUCUGUCCACAAGCAUGAACCUGGCCGGAGCGCUGGGCCCCAUCCUGGCGACCACCCUCGCCCAGAGCUACCACUGGCGCGGCACGCUGGCCCUGUCCGGGGCCCUCGGUGUGGCUGUCUCCUUCCUCUGCCUCCUGCUCAUCCACAACGAGCCUGCGGACGUCGGACUCCGAAACUUGGACCCCACCCCCGCCAAGGGCAAGAAGGGCUCCUUGGAGGAGGAGAGUACCUUGCAGGAGCUGCUGCUGUCCCCCUACCUGUGGGUGCUCUCCAUUGGCUACCUCGUGGUAUUUGGAGUAAAGACCUGCUGUACCGACUGGGGCCAGUUCUUCCUUAUCCAGGAGAAAGGACAGUCAGUCCUCGUGGGUAGCUCCUACAUGAGUGCGCUGGAGGUUGGGGGCCUUGUAGGCAGCAUUGCAGCUGGCUACCUGUCAGACCGGGCCAUGGCAAAGGCAAGGCUGUCCAUCUACGGGAACCCCCGCCACGGCCUGUUGCUGUUCAUGAUGGCUGGCAUGACCGUGUCCAUGUACCUCUUCCGGGUAACUGUGAGCAGUGACUCCCCCAAGCUCUGGAUCCUGGUGUUGGGAGCUGCGUUUGGUUUCUCUUCUUACGGUCCCAUUGCCUUGUUCGGAGUUAUAGCCAAUGAGUGCGCCCCUCCCAACUUGUGUGGCACCUCCCACGCCAUUGUGGGACUCAUGGCCAAUGUGGGCGGCUUUCUGGCUGGGCUGCCCUUCAGCACCAUUGCCAAGCACUAUACCUGGAGCACAGCCUUCUGGGUGGCUGAAGUGAUCUGUGCGGUCAGCACUGCUGCCUUCUUUCUCCUACGAAACAUCCGCACCAAGAUGGGCCGAGUGCCCAAGAAGGCUGAGUGAAGAGUACAGGCUCCAGUGCAUCCUCUCCCACCUGUGGCCUUCCCCCUACACGGGGCUGCGGGGAGAGGGGGGCAGAGAGAAAGAAAGAAAGGGGGGCUGCUCCGGCUAGCAUUGAACCUUUGAUUUCCUCUUGUGCGCCUUUCCCUCGCCCAGGUGGUGCUGGAAGUUACCAGUGGCUAAUGAGGUCCCAGCUCCCCAUCCUGUGUUCCAUUUAAAAGGCAACUUUUGUUCUUGGACUCCACUAGCUCCUAUUUCCUGCCUUCAAACAGGAAACCCCUGCAGUCAGGGAGUCCCCUAAACCCUUCUUCCCCUCCUGGGCCCUCCCACACCAUCGCCAGUAGAGUGAGGCUCCUCCUGCCGCUGCAGGGUACCAGGGACCCAUGAUUGCUGCCCCAAGGCCUCUUAGCACUGGCAACGGCUAUUGCCAAUACCUUCGAUUCCAAGGGGAGAGGAGGCCAUCACGCUCACCAGUACCCUGUGGGGACGGCGGGGGGCGUGGGGUGUGGGUGGGAGGGAGGAGGACUUGACACAGAUUAAAACUAGAUUUGAUACUAAAUACUAUCAGGGAGUCAUUCUUUCCAAAGGGGUACUACAAGCCAGAGACUGCUUUCUUUGGAAGAUAUUCUCUUGAUACCUGCUUUUUCCACCCCAAAAGGGGCAAACUUCAUCUCCUUGGGAUGGGAAACCUGACAUGGACGCCUUCAAGUUUAUGGCUCCUUUGCCUUCAAUUUCAUUAAUUCAAUGAUCAUUUUACAGAUGAAGCACUGGGUUUCUGGCAGAUGUAACCAUUCGAUGGAGGAAGGCAGUGUAACAGUGGCUCCCGGAGAGUGUAGUCAGAGAGCCUGGCUUAAAACUCAGGUGCUUAGUAACUAGCUCUGAGACUCUGAGGCAGAGAGUCUGUACUUUGGUAAAUCUAUUGUCCGUAACAGAAUGCAUCCCAAGAUUAGGGUGAGGGUUAAGUUAAAUAAAGCAGUAAAGCCUGGCUGUAAACACCUGAUAAAUACCCCACCAUCAUCACCACUGCCACCAGCACCUUAGAAGUCAGCAAUUCUGGAACUAGACCCAAGGCUCCUGACUCAAAGCCCCAUGCUCAUUCUUCAGUGAACAAUUACUUGUUUUCUACUAGAACGGAUCUCAUCUUCCCAGAAUCCCCUUAUCAUUCCUGUCUCCCCACCAGAGCCUUUUCCCCCCAAACCAUUAAUGAGGAUAGCGAACACAGAUCAAAGGAAUGUUUAUUAAGCAUUUAUGGGCCUACUCCCUCCAUAAAUAAACCUGUACAGAGUUGGGAAGUAGGCUCACGGUAGAUACAGGAGGGCAGAGAGCAUGGCAUUAAGGCUCGGGGAUCGGUACAUGUCAUCAGGCUCAGCACCCUCCCAUUUUCAAGUACACUAACGAGGCUGCGGGGAUCUCCACUGGAGUGGAUACAGCAGGAUCCCUGCUGUAGGAUCUCUCAAAUGUGGGGGAUCCAUUGUGGGCUCAGCCUAUGACCCAGGUCCGAAAGUUCCAGCCUUCUCUGCCACCUCCAGGGCUAACUUCAGGUUCUGGUCAAACAGCUCACACCUAGGCCAGACCCAAGAGGCACAAAUGAGGACAAAGUGUGAGGUCUCAGACUCUCCUCCCCAUCCUUGGGUGCCGAGGUAGAGCCAGGGGAAACUUGCUUGAAGGACAUGAAUGACAAGAAAAAUCUUUGGUUUCUCAAAAUAGCAAGAAAAGAUUAGCUCACUUUUGUUUUAUUUAAAAGUAACUCUUCGGGCGCCCGGGUGGCUCAGUUGGUUAAGCAACUGCCUUCGG